AUGGCUUUCCUCACACCCGAUGACUACACGAUCGCGUGGAUAUGCGCCUUGCCCCUCGAGGCGGCAGCGGCCCGCGCCAUGCUCGACGAGGCCCACACUCCACCUCAACUAUCGACUGACUCCAACGCCUACGAAUUUGGCGAACUAAGCGGGCAUUAUAUAGUUAUUGCCUACUUACCAGCUGGCGUGUACGGGAAAGUGUCUGCUGCGGCUGUCUUAUCUCGCAUGCGGUCAACCUUUCGUCGGCUUCAGUUUGGACUGAUGGUGGGAAUUGGAGGAGGGGUCCCGGGAAAAAACAAUGACAUUCGACUAGGUGAUGUGAUUGUCAGCAAACCAGGUCGUAAUCAUAGUGGGGUGGUACAGUAUGAUUAUGGCAAGGUGGUUCAGGGCGGGCAAUUUGAACUAAUGGGCACCUCAAACAAACCACCACCGACUCUUUUGACACGUUUAAGUCAACUUGAGGCAAAACAAAUAACUGGCAGCGGUGAGGAUACUUUAUUGAAAACAGUAUCUGAAGUACUGGAGCAAAACCCAAACAUGAAGGGGAGAUUCUCGCUUCCAGAUCAGCACACGGAUUUUCUCUUUUGUUCUACCUAUCACCAUGUUGACAAGGAAGAUAAUUGCGAAAAGUGUGAUAAAGAGCAACUGGUUAAAAGACCAAUGCGGGAUACAAGGGUACCAUUUGUUCAUUAUGGCCUGAUUGCAUCCGGGGAUCAGGUGAUGAAGGACUCAGGAACACGAGACUCUUCCGACUCUUGUGAUUCCCAUAAGCAGAAACAGUGGCAAGGAUAUGCAGCAUUAACAGCAGCUGCGUACACAAAACUAUUGUUAUCAAUCAUGCCUGUUUGCCAUACAGAUUCUGGGUUAUUAAAGGGCAAACAUGUGCAGCACUUCAUGGUCCCGCUAGCAAGAAAUCCAAAAUUUGUGAGUCGCCAGACUGAAAUCACAAAGCUGGAAGAAUUACUUGCAAUGCAAGAUGGUCCCAGGAGAGUUGCAAUCACCGGUUUAGGAGGGAUCGGGAAAACACAAGUAGCCCUAGAGGUGGCACACCGCAUACAUGACCGAGAUAAGGAGUGCUCAGUUUUCUGGAUCCCGUGUACUAGCCAUGCAAUAAUAGAGCAAACAUUCCUGAAAGUUGCGCAGACACUAGGACAAUAUCUUAUAAAGGCAACAGAGAUUAAGGAACAGAUCAAGUUAUACCUCAGCUCUGAGCAUGCAGGAAAGUGGCUGCUGGUUUUUGAUAAUGCAGAUGAUAUAAAUAUGUGGUUAGCAGCCAAUGAUACAGCUCCGCCUUUUGAGGACUUCCUUCCUCAAAGCGACCAAGGCCGUAUCCUGUUUACUACGCGAAACCGAAAACUCGCCAUGAAGCUGGCGCCGUUCAAUAUUAUUCCGAUUCCAGAUAUGGAUAAGGAAACCGCAUUCCAAAUUUUGAGGAAAACAUUGGCACACGAGGACUUGCUCAAGGAUGAUAUAACAGCAGCUACUCUCCUAGAGCAACUGGCCUUUCUUCCCUUGGCAAUUACACAGGCAUCAGCAUAUAUUAUUGAAAACAAUAUAAGCCUGUUUAACUACCUUGCUAUUCUCCAAGAGCAGGAACAAGAUGCUGUGGAGCUCCUUAGUGAAGACUUCAGGGAUCCAGGGCGAUAUAAGGAUAUCCAAAACCCUGUUAUGACCACCUGGUUAAUAUCAUUCAAGCAGAUUCAGCAUCAAAAUCAACUGGCUGCAGACUAUCUAUAUUUCAUGGCCUGUAUUAAUCCACGAAACAUUCCCCAGUCUAUUCUCCCUCUCCAAACAACCAAGAAACAGAUGCUCGACGCUCUCGGGCUUCUAAACGCAUACUCAUUCACCAACAUCCAAGACACGGGUAUAAGUAUGCACAGACUUGUGCAUAUUGCAACUCGGAACUGGCUUAGAAAUAACGGGAUAAUUGGUCACUGGAUCCGAAGGGUGGCUGAUCGGAUAGAGGGGAUUUUUCCAGAUAGUCAUCACACUAAUCGGGAACUCUGGCGAGAAUAUCUCCCACAUGCCCUAGCACUUGUGCAAGAAAAGGAGUUCAUUAUGAAACAAAACACUGCGUUAGUUGGUAGAAUUGCAGAUUGCCUUGUUAGUGAUGGAAGAUAUCAAGAAGCGGAAGCUCUACACAAGGAACUGAUGGAAAUCAAUCAAGAGCGAAAUGGGCCCGAUCAUCCCUCCACUCUGAACAGCAUGGCAAAACUGGCAUCAACAUACCACAAACAGGGACGAUGGAAUGAAGCUGAGAAGCUGGAGGUGCAAGUACUAGAGUCAAGGAAGACAGUACUGGGAGCCGAGCAUCCAUCCACUCUAACCAGCAUGGCAAAACUGGCAUUUACAUACUACAAACAGGGACGAUUGAAUGAAGCUGAGAAUCUGGAAAUGCAAGUAUUAAAGACAAGGAUGACAGUACUGGGAGCCGAGCAUCCUGAUACUCUAAACAGCGUAGAGAACCUUGCUUACGCCUGGAAAAAUCAAGGAAGGCUUCCAGAUGCCCUAGCUUUGAUUAGAGAAUAUUGUCGGCUACGUAACAGCACAUUAGGCCUAGAUCAUCCAGACUCCAGAAACUCGUCUCAUGCUCUUGGUGACUGGCAGGAUGAGCAUAAUUUGUUGCCAAAUUAUAAAUAUCCACCUGCGUCCACUCUAACCCAAAAAUUGGAGCAUCCCCAGGACCAGGAGCUUAUAGCGCGGCAUACUCCAGCUACAGUGACGAUACAUCCAUUUCAUGAAGAGCACGUCGCUUUGACUCACACCCAGAGACGAUUAGCGGCAGGACUUCUUUUCCUAGAUCACCCACUUAUCAUGGCUUCCAGAGCAUUCUCACCUGCGCCAGGAGGCCAUGACUUACAAGAAGUUGAUUGA
Aspergillus alliaceus is the source of this 2874-nucleotide messenger RNA. RefSeq lists its product as uncharacterized. The transcript is spliced from 2 exons. Gene Ontology annotation, biological process: nucleoside metabolic process. Gene Ontology annotation, molecular function: protein binding; catalytic activity; ADP binding. Bases 1 to 2874 code for a protein of 957 amino acids. NCBI's taxonomy places the organism in Eukaryota, Fungi, Ascomycota, Eurotiomycetes, Eurotiales, Aspergillaceae. The record is from RefSeq and is a predicted model, not a curated record.